This is a messenger RNA of Prorocentrum cordatum, 651 nucleotides long. The record is from the annotation of a GenBank genome assembly. Lineage: Eukaryota; Dinophyceae; Prorocentrales; Prorocentraceae.
AUGAUGGAUGGGCAGAUGUGUGAAGUUGAUACGGCUUUGCCAGACGGAAACCCGAAUUACAAUAUUGACAACUGUCCAGGUGGUUACGACGUGUGGCAGCUGAUAUGCACGCCGACACCAGCUCCGACACCAGCACCAACUCGGGUUUACCAGCCGCUUGCAGUUACGUGGCCAUGUGAAAGCCACUCGGCGUGGCCGCUGUCUUUUUUCCACCAGACAGAGUUGAGCGCCACUGGUGCACCGAUUUACCACAGCUCGGACGCUGGCUGGUAUCUCUACUACGACCCCGGUUGCGCUGGUGACAGCGCCGGCGAUGACAGGUGGAUUUUUGACGAUUCGAUGCCCAGCACGACCGCAGUCAGCGACUUGGACGGAGACGGAUCGUGCAGAUACAAGGCCCGGCUUAAUUCCUUCAGUACGUUGCCGCCCACUGGCAGCGCCACAUGGAGAGUAAAUUGCGACUCGACCUGGCAAGACAUGACAGUCUCGGUCUCCGAGGUGGGACCCGCGCGCCUGGGGCGUCAUUCCCUUCCCCAGUUGUUUCUGCAGAGAUUCCCGCGACUCUGCGCGAUGCUUCCUCGCGUAGCUUGGGGUCGACUCGGCUUCUGCAAGAUAGGAUCGGGAUACGGUCGGCUGUGCUCGAUUCGCUAG